CCAGCCCCGGCCCCGGCGCCGGCCCCGGUCCCGACCCGCCCCUCGGCGCCCGCCCCGGGCCGCCCAUAAAAGCGGCCCCGCGCCCGCCCAGCUCCGCCGCCGCCGCCGCCGCUCCGCCGCCGGCCAUGGCCAAGGACCAGCUGAAGCCGCGGCUGUGCCGAAUGCUCAAGGGGGAGAGCGGCUACGGCUUCCACCUGCACGGCGAGAAGGGCAAGAGCGGCCAGUUCAUCCGCAAAGUGGAGCCCGGCUCGCCCGCCGAGGCGGCGGGGCUGCGCGCCGGGGACCGCGUCGUGGAGGUGAACGGGCUCAACGUGGAGCAGGAGACGCAUCACCAGGUGGUGCAGCGCAUCAAGGCCGUGGAGACGGAGACGCGCUUGCUGGUGGUGGACAAGGAGACGGACGAGUACCUGUGCAGCCUGCGGCUCACCUGCACCGAGGACAUGGUGCACAACGGGAUCCUGCUGGGCUCGGCCGUGCCCCCUGCCAAGGGCCUGGCCAGCGACAACGGCGAGGUCUGGAAGCCGCAGCUGGAUCUGAGCGGGGGCAGCCUCCAGAGGCAUUCCCACAGCUUCUCCUCGCACGGCAGCAGGAAGGAUUUAAACGGCCAGAAGGAGCUGUGCCCACGUCUGUGCCACCUGAAGAAAGGCCCCAAUGGCUACGGCUUCAACCUGCACAGCGAGAAGUCGCGGCCGGGGCAGUUCAUCCGCUCCGUGGAUCCCGACUCGCCAGCGUCCCGGGCAGGGCUGCGGCCCCAGGACCGCCUGGUGGAGGUGAACGGGAUAAACGUGGAGGGCCUGCGGCACUCGGAGGUGGUGUCCCACAUCAAAUCCAGGGAGAGCGAAGCCAGGCUCCUGGUGGUGGACCCCGAGACAGACGAGUACUUCAAGAAGCUGGGGGUGACCCCCACGGAGGAGCACACCAAAGGUGUGCUACCCCAGCCCAUGACCAAUGGAUCUGCACAGACUCAGCUGAACGGAGGAUCCACAUCUUCAUCUCACAGCGACCUGCAGAGUCCUGGGAAGGAAUCUGAGGACGGCGACACGGACAAGAAGGACCCGUUUGAGGAGAGCGGGCUGAGCCUGAGCCCCACGGCCGCCGAGGCCAAGGAGAAGGUGAGGGCCAAGCGUGUGAAGAAGCGAGCGCCGCAGAUGGACUGGAACAAGAAACGGGAGAUUUUCAGCAAUUUCUGAGCCCUGCUGGUGCCCCCGGCCGCCCCCCUCCCGCCCCAGCUCGGACGUUUCUGAGGGGCCUCCGCCCCGUCCUUCGGUGUCCACGUGAGAUGCUUUGUGCUCUGCUCUUCACUGGUUGCUUUUACAAGGCGUAUUUUAAAGUCCUUUUUAUUUUUAUUUUUUAUUAUUGUUGUUGUUAUUAUUAUUAUUAUUGUUACUCACCAGCGAUUCUCAUAAGAAAAAAUGUGACCAAAGCUCCUUUUCUCGCUUGCUCUUGAGCCCGGCUCCGGCUGCCCGCCGUCCCCCGUUCCUGUGAGAAAGGACUGGAAGAAUUUUAACUCUUGUUUCUUACCUGCAUCAUUUAGGCUUCUGUUACUUCUUUUUUACUGUUUAUGUGGGGUGUUUUUGGCUUUGUGGGUGUCCCAGACUGAGCCCCAAGGGAUGCUCGGUGCCCCUGUGGGGACAUCUCACAGCUCGUGGUGGGGGUGCCAGGGACCCCCUCCCCAGCUCCCCGUGCCCAGCAUUGGCUACUCCCACCAUGGGAAAAUGGACUGUGGCUGGAAAUCGUUUGUUGGCUUUGCUAUUCAAGCAAAAAUGUUUGUUUUGUUGGGUUUUUUUUGUUUUUUUAAUGAAGUCCCAUGUGUUUCCAGUUAGUUUAGGAACAUCUCCCCGCACCAGCAGCUCCUGCCCAGGCAGUAAAAACCCAUUUUUCACCCCAAACAGCUCUGCAGAGGGGAGAGGGUGGGGUUUAAAAGCAAACCCCAACCCAAAGGCCACAGCUCUCCCCACCUGCAGCCAUGGAUGUGGCAGGAGAAGGAGGAGCAGGGCCAGUCCUGCCCCACGGAGCACGAAGAUGAGAACCACGAGAUGCCACAAAAACCCUUUGGACAGACCUGGAAGUGGGGAUGAUCCAACAUCUGCUUCCAGGAGGGAGCCCAGGGAUACAGCUCUGAGGCUCAGUGCUGGGCACGGGGGCUGCUCCAGGUCCCACCUGGGCUGGGAUUUGGUGUCCCCAGCCCGGGAGUGUCGCCGUGUGAAGGACACGCUCCGAAGCCGUGGGGCUGCAGGUGGAGCAGGCACUGUGUGAUGGAGUGGGCAGCACCUCUGGCUUCCCGUGGCCUCCUCCAAAGCCUCGCUCCGGGCAUUCAGAGUGUAUCUUUAAAGCACUACAGAUGAAGUCCAUUUAAGCUCUUUGUUGCUGCCUCUGGCUGUGUGGGUGAAGGUGACUCAGCCAGCAGCGCUCCCAGGAAGCAGAGCUGAGUUACCAGGGCAGGGGCUGGGGCUGCCCCACUCCCUCCCACGCUCCAGCAGCGACCCCAGCCCUGCUGUGGGAACACAAAGCCACUUUUCCCAGCGAGCUGGCCAUGGAUGAGGUGUGAGCACAGAGCUGUGGCUGUGCCCUGCCUCACUCCAGCAUUCCAGGGUAGAACCCUUGGCUGGUCAGUGUGCUGCGGGUGUGGGAACGGCUCUGCACGGAUUUCCUAAGGUAUUUCCAAACUGUGGAGCUAAAAGGUGCCUUAUGCCAUCCUCUGCUCUCCUCAGCAGCGGGCUGGGGCUCAGCACAGGGUGUUUGGCUCCCCUGGGUGGCAGCUGGUGCCUGUGGCCUUACGCUGCUGCCAGGAGAGUGUGGAGAGCCUCAGGGGUGAAGGAGAUGAGUUCUCUCGAUGCAAGUUAUCUUUUAGGAUUGUUGAUGGGCUGAACAGGUUGAAAAUAAUGACUUUGGAGAGGAGCUGGUGCAGGUGUUUGGCUGUGGGUGGUGAGACAGGCACUGGGGUGAUGAGGGAUGUGGAGAGGCUGCCUCCCCUCGGGGCUCUGCCAUUAACAAGACACCUCUUCCCCAUCCCACUUCAAGCUACCUGCUCUCUUUCUGGCCCCCAAAAUACUGUCUUCUCUCUCCGGGUAAUGCUUGGAAGGAGCCCUUCUUUUCCAUGCCGUGCUUCCCGUCGCCAAACCCCGGCAGCGCCCGGGCUGCGCGGGGCAGAGCUCUCCCAGGACAGCCUGGUGCACGUCACACAGCACAGACCUGGUCUCAGCACCCCAUUUCUCACCCCAGACUGCUGGAGUUGAGUGGGGGGGAAAGAAAAAAAAAAAACAAACAAACUUGUGUAGUGUUGAAUGUAGAUCAAAAGAAAUCAGGUGUGCGAAUCCGUGUUGGUAAAAUUGAAAAUCUUAAUCUCUUAGUCCGUGGAAACUGCUCCUGGUUGAAGCAUGACUGCAUUCCUGACAUCUUGUUGUAGCUCAGUAGUGAUUAUUCAGUUCCUGUACACUUAACUUGGAGAAGAAAAAUCAAUAAAGUCUAAGGCUGGCAGCAGCAUUGCAAACCCACCAUGUACACUGUAAUGUCAGUAAUAAACUCGGUUUGCCAUGUA
Molecule: messenger RNA, 3538 nt
Organism: Vidua macroura (Pin-tailed whydah)
Lineage: Eukaryota; Metazoa; Chordata; Aves; Passeriformes; Viduidae
Gene: NHERF2
Product: NHERF family PDZ scaffold protein 2
Exons: 7
Coding region: 126-1190 (354 amino acids)
Biological process (GO): protein localization to plasma membrane
Cellular component (GO): apical plasma membrane
Molecular function (GO): protein-membrane adaptor activity; signaling receptor binding
Source: RefSeq, a predicted model, not a curated record